Mya arenaria is the source of this 3721-nucleotide messenger RNA. RefSeq names its product lactosylceramide 1,3-N-acetyl-beta-D-glucosaminyltransferase-like. Gene Ontology annotation, molecular function: hexosyltransferase activity. Gene Ontology annotation, cellular component: membrane. Lineage: Eukaryota; Metazoa; Mollusca; Bivalvia; Myida; Myidae. Bases 274 to 1506 code for a protein of 410 amino acids. The transcript has 2 exons. The record is from RefSeq and is a predicted model, not a curated record.
GCGGUGAACGUUUUAUUUCACGCUUUGGGCACAUGAUAAACAUACCAUAAAACGAAGUGUACCGUUUAACGUUCGGAUGAGUGUACGAAUUGCAUGUAUUUGUGUUUCUGUGUGUUUGUUACAAUAAUUUCGAAAUGGAUAACAUCAUGGCGCAAUAUAAGGAGACCAAAUCAUUAUCGAUAAUGACUUUGGCAUCAUGAAACGUCGGAAGAUAUUCUUGUCUGCAAUUCAAGCAAUUAAAGAGUGUUUGAUACAAAAUUUAAAUGCAGAACCAUGGCUGCGGUGGCAUUGAUUACAAAUAUUUCACGACGAGUAAUGUCGGUGAUUCGCACAUCUAAGAAAAUCAUCGCCGUUGUCAUACUCCUGGCCAUUAUUGCUAUCGCUAUGAUGUUGCAAUACGUCGACCAGGUUCACAUUAGGCAUUUCACGGUUAAUCGAACGACUAGGCGACCAUCUAGCCUUGCUGACGACAUUUGGGCAACCAUGAGGGCCUUCACACCAUCCCCCGACGACAUGAGGGCCAUAGCACCCAACCCGGAUCUGAUCGCCAAAAUCAACGCAUCAUCGGAUGUCCAAUAUCCUGUGACUAUAAACGGAUCGUAUCUGAUUGAGAAUCCAGCCUUAUGUUCAUCUGUGCCUGAUUUGUCCGUGUUAAUCAUUGUUCAUACCGCUCCAGACCAUUUUGAAUUGCGCAGUGCAAUGAGACGAACUUGGGCGAAUGAUACCUAUUAUAAAUCCCUAGGAAAGGUUAGAACAUUGUUCCUUCUUGGUACAGUCCAUAACACAAAGGUACAGACAGAGCUGGAAAGGGAAUUUAAAGAACAUCAAGACCUUUUGCAAGGAGAUUUCGUCGAUGCUUACAGGAACCUUACACAUAAAGGUGUUCUAGGAUACCGCUGGGUUUCCGAGCGGUGCCGGAACGCGAAAUAUAUCCUGAAAGUUGACGAUGAUAUCGUCGUUGAUAUGUAUAGACUAUUUACUAAAGUUCUUCCAAAAUAUACAAACAAAACGAAACAAAUCCUAUGCAAUCAUAUUUUCCCAGGAACUAUGCUUAUCAUCCGGGAAAAGAAAAGCAAGUGGUAUGUGAAUGAAAACCAUUUUAAGGGACAUAAAUUUUAUCCAGAGUAUUGCAGCGGGUUUCUAGUCCUCUUUUCUAAUGACGUGAUACCGGCAAUAUUCAAAUCCGCAUCGGUGACGCCAUUUUUCUGGGUGGAUGACGUGUAUUUGUACGGCCUUGCGCCAAAGCAUGUACCAGGUAUUGAAUACAACGGUUUGGAGCAAAAGGACCACAUGCUGGACAGCAACAAAGCUUUAAAGUGUUAUAGAAACGAAACAAUGAAUAACCAGCAUAAAUGUGAUUACCUUGUUACUGGUUCUCGAAAAAUGCAAGUUUCAGUGGAAAUAUGGUCGGAAAUGACUAAACAGUACGAAAAAGAGAAAUUAGAGAAAAUAAAAGAAGCUGUCACUACGACUAUCAAUUAUAAUACGACGGGGAAUUCUGAAUAAUGAUAUUAUAGAAAAAUCAUAUACAUAUUCAGAACAUAACUCUUGGAUAUGGGUUUGUUGGGUAACCGUUUAAUGCCAUCAUUUAAAAAGAAUUCUACCCAAAAGGAGAGCAUAUAGUCGGUGCUUUGUUAGUCCAUCCAUCAGUCCGUCUGACUGUCCGGGCCAACAUAACGGUGUUUAGGGGUUAGGAGGCUAAUGGUUAUUUAUUUCUUUUGAACUAACACGUAAAACUUCACGUUUUAAGUGGCUUUUUAAUGAAGGGGAACAGAAGGAGCUUAUAUCUUCCUGCGAUACUCUUGUUUUAGAGAUAAAAUAUUCAUAUGCUUUAGUUUAGUUUUUUGCUUGAAAUCUGAAUAAAAACGUGUCAAAGCUGACAACCUCCCUUUCCUGGUCAAAAUAAACGUUGACAGUAUCGGAGUUCUCCGGAACGUUGCAGAACCAUGUUCUCGCUUCACCUGUGGUAGCGGUUGUGCGUGAUCCCCCCCCCCCCGGUCGUAGUCAUCUGCACGGAAAGCCCAAUGCCAAUGCCAUACAAACAGAUAGCAAAACUAAACAGGACCACCAUGAAUUGACAAGAUUAUAUGUUCACUGGGUACUUUAAAGAUGACUUUUUUAAUAUCAUAAAAAUUUUUUAUUUAAUUUCAGAUUUUUUUUUCUAAAUUGGCAUUAAUUUGUGUAUUUUAAAGUUGGCAGUAAAUGUAUAGGCUUUCUAAAAUAAGUUUAUUGAUUGAAUUUACUAGUUUAGUGUUUUAUUGUUAAUGUAAAAAGAAUAUGAAUACACGAUCAUCAAUUUCAUGUCAUAUUUGCAAUAGUUUGAACAUUCUUAUUAUAUAUAUAUAUACCCGUUUGCUUUACCUUUCAGUGUUUUCGUUUUCAUUAUUUUGCGUAGAGCUCUGUACAUACAUGUAGACACUAUUUAUUUUAACAUUCCCCAUUCAACAUUUACUAUACCGUAUGUCAGCUAAUGGUAUUCAAGAUAGCUUACAUUAACACCCAUUUACACAUUUAUUGCUAUUCAUAAAAAGAGGCUUCAAUUGUUAUCUCUCAUUAAUCAUUGUUACUUGUCAUUUGUUAUAUCUUAAUUAACGUGCCAUAUUUAAAUUAUGCGUAGUGUGUUACAAAACAUGUAUUUGUUCAUGUUUCGAUUAAUACAUAUCAUGAGUUUCGUAUAGUGUUUUUUAAUUUGGAUGUAUUUAUGGAAAUUAAACGUUUAAGUCUUACCAAUUAACGCGAACGUUUAAUUUUCAUAAAAAACAACCACAACAUUUUUUGCAUAUUAACAAUAUACACCCGUUAGAAAAAUUGAAGUAUUCGCCCAUACCUCUGUAUUGCGUACUUGUUAUCAACUGAAGCAACAUGUGUAGGUAUUUCUUUAAUCAGGUUUUUGUUAUUUAUUCGUAUUUUUCAAACCGUUUUCGCCUUCGUUCAUCAGGGUUAAAAUAUGUUUUUCAUUGGAGUAUUAUUUUCUUUUAUUAUUACUUUUAAAGUAUAUGUUGACUUGUGCUCCUUUACCAGCAGACCAGCUUUGUUCUUUUCAUGAUAUGCAUUGAAUAAAUAAUGAUUGGUAUUAUGAAAUGUUCGGUAUAAUAUAAGAAAUAUAACACACCACUCCCGGCCAUAUUGCAUUAUAAGGAAAAGCCAGUCAGCCAGUCAGCCCCCGAACCUAUGUUGAUCUCGGCUAACGCCUCCCUCCAUAUACACCUUUAGGGGUUGACUGACCUGUCCUUAUAACAUCAUAUGACCCACAGUGGUAUAUAUAGAUAGAUAGAUUUAUUUCAUUAAGGAAAUAUAAAACACUUACUGUGGGUUUUGUUGUUUCUACUAUGGUUCAAUAUGUAACUUUAUUUGAUCCAUUUACAUGGCAAAUACAUAGAUAAAUGGGCUACCUUAUGACUUGUUGGUUGUGGUUGUUGUUUUUUUCCACUUAUGUCGCCGUUAGACCCGAAUCUGCAAGAUAAUAGCUCGAAUAACGUUGGCGAUAUCUAUUAUAAUCACUAAAUGUUUGGCUCAAAAUUUGAUAUGGAUCCGAUUUCUACCGGGUUUGAACAUAAAUUUCAAAGGAAAUACAAUACAAUAGAACUCUAAGUGAUAAAAAUAUUAUAAACUGCUCGAAAUAUUAGAACUGUAUUUCAAAGUUAUCCAUAUUUAGAACACCUUUUCCUUGUAUUAUUUGUAUAAUGACUUGUUCAUGCAUAAUAAAGUGAAAAUAAGUCCC